AUAUGUUAAAAGGAUCAAAAUGGUGACAGCUCGUGCUUGACGUCAUACUGACGUCAUUGCUAUUACGCCAUCGGAUCCCGGAGGAUGGAGAGGAAGAAAAUAAAAUGAGCUUCAUCAGAGAUAAACUUUUCAAACCGGAUGUUUUUAUUUUCACAGGUUUUCUCCUUAUUGUAGUGACGAAGAAUGUGUUAUGCCGUCCUAAAGGGGGAAGUAAAGGGAGAGGAAGUUCUGUUUUGUAUGGAAACAGAGGAACAGGACGGUUAUAUUUCACAUCAGCUCGUUGGGCAGCACUGUCUCCAGCUACAAAAGUUCUAGUAUUUAUCUUUUGUGGAAUACUGGGAAUUUUCCUAUUGGUCGGCUUGUAUAGAGCUUACGUUUGGUGUACAAAGGAGCCCGGAAGGCGGUGAUAGUUUCAGAGUCAGGAUCUAUGAAUGUCUCAACGAAGAAUGUAAAGCAACAAGAAGAUGUUUAAAAAAAGAAUGUACGAAUUACAAGGGUCCAAAGUGAUGAGAUGAAUAUGUGUGACCUUUUUGUCCUUAGCGGCUCACUGCUUUAUAUUCAAAAUGUGCAAUGUAGCUUUAUGUUAAGUGUAGGAAAAUGAUACGCAUCAAACUUUGUCAGAAAAUUGUUUAACCCAUUCUCCGCUGAUGUUGCGUUUUCGCAUUACUUUGUGGUGGUGUAAAAAAGUAACUUUUUGAAAAAAAAGUUAUAGGGAAUUAGCGCUUAUCCUUUAUAAGGUUGUGGGAUCUACAGUUCCCGCCAGCAUUCUUAAUUUUUAAUGUCUAUUUGAAAAAAAUGUCUUCGUUUUCACCGAAAAUAGUUUAAAAAAAGUGAAAUGAUUAAAUUACCAGUUUUUAUAUUUUUGAAAAAAGUAUCCGAAAGUUUUGGCGGUUAAUGGGUUAAAAAGAACCUAAGGAGCUUAGAUAAACCAUUCCAUCCCUACGUAACUUUAAAUCUUUUACUAAUGUUGAAAUUAAGAAACUAUAAAAAUUCUGUGGGAACAUUCAAAAUAAGACAAUUUGAGAUCUUUAACUGUGAACCGUUGCAUAGUGGCUUUUAUGAACGUAGAACUUGUCGACAACAUUCAUAACUUUGUCCAAAAUAUUUUUGUAAAUGGGUCUUUUUAUUUCAGCUUUCGCUAGACAGAAAAAAUAUGACAAUAGGUCAGUAAGGUAAACAUAAAAUAUUUUAAUUAAUCAACUCAGACGUUAUUUCAAGUUACAAAAUCAGACGCAAAAUUGGAACGAAGAACACUUGGAAUAAAAAGACUCCUCUUUUUUUUUUUUCUUUCCUGACGGUUAUAGUUUUUUGACUUCAAGGAUCGUGGAGUAAUUUUUUUUAAACAAAUAUUAAUUAAAAUAAUAUAAAUAUUAAAUACUUAU
This is a messenger RNA of Parasteatoda tepidariorum (common house spider), 1382 nucleotides long. RefSeq lists its product as uncharacterized. The record is from RefSeq and is a predicted model, not a curated record. NCBI's taxonomy places the organism in Eukaryota, Metazoa, Arthropoda, Arachnida, Araneae, Theridiidae.